CACCAGUCUACAGUUACACCAACUCCUUGUAUCCCUCAAUCCUAUCAUACAGUUGCAACAAUGCCCCUAGACACAAUCUAUCUCACCCGCCACGGUCACCGUCUAAACUGGACAAUCGACUACAAAACCGGGACCUACCACUCCCAAUUUCCCACUCCUACCGGCAACCCAGCUGACCCAACUCUAACCUCGCACGGCGUGCGCCAAUCCCAUGAACUCGCUGCCCAUUUCACCAGCGAUAAGAUCUCCCCGAAGCCGUUCCGCGUCUACUGCAGUCCGUUCUAUCGAUGUCUCCAGACUAUUCAGCCCGCUGUAGAGGCGUUGCAGAAGCAGCAACAAGAGCUAUUGUAUGAGCAAGCUGGAACUGAUCGUAGCAAUGAUCCUUCCAUUAUCGAUAAGCAGGCUGACUUGGUUGUCCGUGUUGAACCCGGAUUGGGAGAAUGGUUCGGCCCAACAACCUUCUUCCACCACCCCUCCCCCGCCCCCCUCUCC
Aspergillus ibericus CBS 121593 is the source of this 492-nucleotide messenger RNA. RefSeq names its product phosphoglycerate mutase family protein. The record is from RefSeq and is a predicted model, not a curated record. Lineage: Eukaryota; Fungi; Ascomycota; Eurotiomycetes; Eurotiales; Aspergillaceae. The annotation marks the transcript as partial. The transcript is spliced from 3 exons.